AAUGGUUUUCCAAUGUCAGAAAGUUUGACGUUUUGUAUAAUUUGUAUUGGUUUUGCAAAUAUGAACACUAUCAAUAGAGAAUAAACUGGUGACUUUAUUAAGUUUUGGACUAUAGGUGGAAAAUGGCAGAUUUUCUUGCUGAAAAUAAUGCUUGUGGUCAAAGUUUACUUCAUAUCGUUUCUGUAGGAAAUUCGAUAAUUGCAGAAACACUACGUUUAAAGGAUUACAUACCUGACAUUUAUCGUUUAGAAACAAAGGCUGACGUUCAAAAGUAUUCCGAAAUUAUAUUGGACUUUAGCUAUUUAAAAAUAGCAGAGGCACAGGAGCAGAAAAUAGAAGAAAAUCCAGAAUUACAAGAUUUAGAUGACGAGGUACGUGAAAACUAUUUGGACCUUUUAACACGAUUUUAUUUGGCCUUCGAAAGUACACAUCAGUAUGCUGUGGAUCUCAAGCAAUUCAUUGAUGAAUUGAACCGUGGCUAUUACAUUCAGCAGACAGUUGAGUCUGUGUUACAGGAUGUAGAAGGAAAGCAGUUAAUGUGUGAGGCAUUGUACUUGUUUGGCACAAUCUUAUUGCUGCUUGAUUAUCACAUACCGGGUAUUGUGCGUGAACGCCUCUUAAUAUCCUACUAUCGUUAUAGUGCUGCAAAAGCACAAGGUGAUAGCAAUAUCGAUGAUGUGUGCAUGUUAUUGCGCUCCACAGGCUUCGUAGUCAACAACGGAACUACUCCUCACAACACAAAACAAGCAACACCUGCACAAUAUCCUGUCUCUUACUUUGCACGCUUUACAUUUGACCAAAACUUUAUCGAUAUGGUAAUCGGUCGUUUACGUUGCGACGAUCUUUACAACCAAUUAGCCAUUUAUCCACAUCCUGAUCACCGCUCCACCGCACUGUCUACACAGGCCGCAAUGCUCUUCGUAUGUCUCUUUUUCACACCACAAACCCUACAUUCCCAAGUAGCACAAAUGCGUGAAAUUGUGGACAAGUUUUACGCCGAUAAUUGGGUAGUAUCCAUUUACAUGGGUGUAACUGUUAACUUAAUUGAUGCGUGGGAUGAGUUCAAGGCAGCUAAAGCGGCUUUAGCGCCAGUAGUGGAUACUGGUGUGAAGGGCUUCUGUUUGUUGCAUAAGGAGAAAAUGAGCAAGACUUUGAAACAAACCCAGGAAAUACUACGAGCUGGUGUCUUGAGUGACGACUUUGUACUGCAAAAUAUUUCAAAAAUCAUACCUUUGAUGCGUCAAUGUAACGUUUUAUUGCGCUGGUAUUUCACGCAUACAUCAAAAGCAAUAUUAGUAUUUACGCAAAGUGCACAGAAGACGCAACAGGUCGAACAGCUAGUAUGCAAUGAGCUACACUAUCAUAAAGAGCAGUUAUUGGAACUGCUGCUCGAUUGUAGCCAACUGGAGGCGGCCGUUAAGGAUAUAUUGCGUGAUUUAAUGAGCGCCAAAGUCGAACGUUGGUCUAAAUUUAAGCAUGAAGCGCUGGAUCGUCUUAAUGAACUCGGAGAGGCAUUUGGUGGCUCACGGCCUCUAUCAAAAAUAGAAAAAAAUCCUCAGCUGAAAUUGUGGUUCGCUGAAAUAUCGCAAGAAGUUGAAAAACUGAAUGCAGAAAAUGUGAAUUUCUCAGGACGAACACUGAUUCAACUGAUACAGGCACUCGAAGAGGUGGAGGAAUUUCAUAAUCUACAAGCAAACAUGCAGGUGAAGCAGUAUUUGUUGGAAACACGUGAAUUUCUACAUCGCAUGAUACAGAUUAUUAACAUCAAGGAAGAUAUACUUAUAAAUAUGCAAUUGAUUAGUGAUUUGAGUUACGCCUGGCGUUUGCUUGAUCGGGAUUUUACCGUUAUCAUGCAGGAUAGCAUUAAGAAGCAACCCAGAUCUGUAAUACGCUUGCGUGCUGCAUUCCUUAAACUUGCCAGUGCACUGGAAAUUCCGCUAUUGCGUAUAAAUCAAGAACACAGUGAGGAUCUUGUGUCCGUUUCCAAUUACUACAGCACCGAGCUGGCUAAUUACAUGCGUAAAGUUUUGCAAAUCAUACCAGAAACCAUGUUCAGCGUCAUGGCACGCAUUAUAAAUUUACAAACGGAUGUGCUGCGCGAAAUUCCCACACGCUUGGAAAAGGAUAAACUGAAGGAGUACGCACAAUUCGAGGAUCGAUAUACCAUUGCGAAGCUUACACAUUCAAUUGCCAUCUUCACCGAGGGCAUACUAAUGAUGAAGAAGACGCUGGUUGGUGUUAUAGAACUUGAUCCCAAACAGCUGCUUGAGGAUGGCAUACGCAAAGAAUUGGUGAAGCACCUCGCGAACGCGCUUAAUCUCGGCAUGAUUUUCACGACAACAAAUAAAACGAAACAACAACCGAUAGCCGAAUUAGAAACGAAAUUGUUAGCAUUGGCCAAGAUCAUGGACGGCUAUAGACGCUCCUUUGAGUAUAUACAGGAUUACCUAAAAAUACAUGGCCUGAAAAUACUGCAAGAAGAGCUGACACGCAUUAUCAACUAUAAUGUGGAAAAGGAGUGCAAUGCGUUUUUACGUAAUAAGGUACAGGAUUGGCAAUCACGCUAUCAGAGUCAAACCGUACCCAUACCGAGUUUUCCGCCACUGCAAGGAGACUCCUCGAAAUCGAAUAAUUUCAUCGGCCGUUUGGCACACGAAAUACUCCAGUGCACAGAUCCUAAGCGUACAAUUUACAUAGAACUCAAAGCAACGUGGUAUGAAAAACGCGCGCCACACAAAGAAAUACUGAACGGUUGCUUCUUCAGCAAGGUGCGUGACGCAAUCGGACCGGCUGGUUUGGUCGGUUUAGAUCGUCUGUAUUCGUACAUGUUUGCAACAGAACUGAAACGAAAUCUGGAAAAAAUGCAAAAGAAUCUAGCCAACGAUAAUAUGUGGUUGGAAGCAUUAAAUAACUUAAGUGUCGAGUUGGAAUCAAAGCAAUUUCCCGGCACUAAUGCCUCAAACCCAUUAAAAUUCUACGCUAAUUAUCAUAAUCGUUGGUUAAAAGUGUGGCCCACACUGCUUGAAUGGCUGCUGCAGUUGGGACAUAAACAGAUUUUGCGUCAGCAACUGGCCUUUGAGUUGAACAGGAGCAGCAAAUGUAAUUCCAAAAACUUGGAAUCUUCGCUGGAAACAUUCAAUAGGGCACUGUUAAAUGAAUUGGAACAGCCAAAUAUUUAUGCGAAAUUCAUCGAUUCGGAGCGUGGCAAUCAAUUGCUUGUGGAAUUUAACGAUUAUCUAGCGUUUACUGGCUCCUAUGAGCCGCUCGAGCAAGUCUUCCUUACCACGAAAAACACACAUCACAUCGCGCUAUUUCUCUUCUUAUUCACCAUAGCGCAUUUGCCACGCCUACAAUUCACGGUCAAUACAAAUAGCUUGCUGGCGAAAAAUAUUAAGGAUUCCAUAGAUGGUACGCCACUUCUAGUGGGCUUAUUAACGGUUUUGCAACAGUUUCAUAAAGACGUUAAGUUAUUGUACUUGACUUAUCUGUGUCAGUACGUAACUGUGAUAGUGGAGGCGAAUAUAAGCGCAAAGAGCGAAAUCACCGUGGAGGGCACAACUGCGUUGCACUUCCUGCAAAUGUUUGUGCGGUUAGCUAAGCUGCCACGCACUGUUUUAACCGAGCGCUGUCCCACAAUUAUAUUAAAUCAAUUUGAGUAUUUAGCUAUAAGCAACAAAGUUUAACUAGUAUUUACCGUUUUUAUAUAAAAAAUUAAUAUUAUUGCUUAUAUAAAAC
Zeugodacus cucurbitae (melon fly) is the source of this 3735-nucleotide messenger RNA. It is a transcript of the gene Strump, whose product is annotated as WASH complex subunit homolog 5. Gene Ontology annotation, cellular component: WASH complex; endosome. Gene Ontology annotation, biological process: endosome organization; actin filament polymerization; regulation of actin nucleation. The coding region runs from base 123 to 3683 and encodes 1186 amino acids. NCBI's taxonomy places the organism in Eukaryota, Metazoa, Arthropoda, Insecta, Diptera, Tephritidae. The transcript has 7 exons. The record is from RefSeq and is a predicted model, not a curated record.